UCUGGUGUAGUAGGAAUACAGAGUCGUGCAGCUGGACGUCUAUGUUUCCACCAGCCCGCAUCCUCCCGUGCUCCACUGACUAUAGAUUAAUGUAUUCAUGGAGCUCGAAAAUCUCGCGGUGCUUCCAUUCAGACAUCUUGCAUGAUAUUAAAUCUGCCCUCGAAGGCUUAUUUAGCCUCAAAUAAAGGACAAAGGGGUCGUUAUAGUGGAUAGCAGAAAGGUGUCGAACUCUCCGGGAACCAGCGCCAUUGUGCUCCAGUGAGGCGGUGAGACCGAGCCUCGCGUGCCAGUCCUGCGGUGUUUAGUCGCUCUUUCUCCGGCUGCCCGGCCGUAUUGUGCGUCAUCUCCACUGCUGCUGCUCCUCUCUUGUUUUUUUUUUCUCUCUCUCUCUCCGGUGAGGAAAAAUGGCGACUCCCGCCGCGGUGAAUCCGUCUGAGAUGGGCAGUGAGUUGCCGGGGACAGUAGCGAUGCCAGGGGCAGUUGGAGGCGGCCAGGUGAGGAUGGGUGGAGCCGUGCUUGGCCGCGGGGGCAAAAGGAGGUCAGCAGGGAUGGACUUCGACGACGAGGAUGGCGAGGGGCCUAGCAAAUUUUCAAGGUAUGAUGAUGAUCAGAUUCCUGGUGCUGAUAAGGAGAGAUAUGCCAGAGAGAACCACAGUGAGAUUGAGCGACGCCGACGCAACAAAAUGACCCAGUACAUCACAGAGCUGUCCGACAUGGUGCCCACCUGCAGUGCUCUGGCCAGGAAGCCGGACAAGCUGACCAUCCUGCGCAUGGCGGUGUCACACAUGAAGUCCAUGAGAGGGACCGGCAACACGUCCACUGAUGGAGCAUACAAGCCGUCGUUUCUCACUGAGCAGGAGCUGAAACAUCUCAUCUUGGAGGCAGCAGACGGCUUCCUGUUCGUGGUGGCGGCUGAGACGGGCCGCGUCAUCUACGUGUCGGACUCCGUGACUCCUGUUCUUAAUCACCCUCAGUCCGAGUGGUUCGGCAGCACUCUGUACGAGCAGGUUCACCCGGACGACGUGGACAAGCUGAGGGAGCAGCUCAGCACGUCAGAGAACUCUAUGACAGGUCGGAUUCUGGAUCUGAAGACCGGUACAGUGAAGAAGGAGGGACAGCAGUCAUCCAUGAGAAUGUGCAUGGGCUCUCGACGGUCCUUCAUCUGCCGCAUGAGGUGUGGCAGCGCUCCUCUGGACCACAUUUCUCUAAACCGCCUGUCCAACAUGAGGAAGAGAUACAGGAACGGCCUUGGACCGUCAAAAGAGGGAGAAGCCCAGUACUCCGUGGUUCACUGCACCGGAUACAUCAAAGCGUGGCCCCCUGCUGGAAUGACAAUACCAGAUGAAGACACAGAGGCAGGACAGACAGGGAAAUACUGUCUGGUGGCUAUCGGGAGGCUGCAGGUGACCAGCUCACCGGUGUCCAUGGACAUGAAUGGCCUGUCGGUGCCCACGGAGUUCCUCUCUCGUCACAACUCAGAUGGCAUCAUCACUUUUGUGGACCCACGCUGCAUCAACGUCAUUGGCUACCAACCUCAAGACCUGCUGGGCAAAGACAUCCUGGAGUUCUGCCAUCCUGAGGACCAGAGUCAUCUGAGAGAAAGUUUCCAACAGGUGGUGAAGCUAAAGGGCCAGGUCCUGUCAGUCAUGUACCGUUUCCGUAUGAAGAACCGCGAGUGGAUGCUGAUCCGUACCAGCAGCUUCACCUUCCAGAAUCCUUACUCUGACGAGAUCGAGUACAUCAUCUGCACCAACACCAAUGUCAAACAACUGCAGCAGCAGCAGCAGGCUGAGCUGGAGGUUCACCAGAGGGAUGGACUGACUGCCUACGACCUUUCUCAGGUGCCGGUGGCAAGUGUGAGCAGUGGCGUCCACGAGGCUGGGAAGAACAUUGACAAGAGUGACACACUGUUCCCCCAGGAGAGAGACCCUCGCUUCGCUGAGAUGUACUCUGGCAUCUCUGGCUCUGGAGACAAGAAGAUGAUGGUGCCAUCGUCAACAGCAGGAGGACAGCAGCUCUAUUCUCAGAGCUCUCCUUUCCAGCAGGGACACUCGGCUAAAAGCUUCAGUUCCUCCGUCAUCCAUGUCCCCGGAGUCAACGACAUCCAGCCCUCCAGCUCGUCCAAUCAGAAUUUGGCUCAGAUCUCCAGACAGCUGAAUCCUGGACAGGUGGCGUGGUCAGGCAACAGACCCCCCUUCUCUGGACAGUCCAGUAAAGCUCAGACCAGCCCGUUCGGGAUCAGCACCGGCCACAGCUACCAGACCGACCCAGCCUCCUACAGUCCUCUGUCGUCGCCUGCCACUUCCUCUCCGAGCGGAAACGCCUACUCCGGCCUGACAAACCGCAGCACAGCUUUCGAUGUGUCCGGGGAGAGCAGUCAGAGUGGGGCGCAGUUCCAGGGGCGCCCCAGUGAAGUCUGGUCCCAGUGGCAGAACCAGCAUCACUCGCAGCAGGCGGGAGAGCAGCACACACACCCGAACCCGAGCCAGACGGAGGUCUUCCAGGACAUGCUGCCCAUGGCCGGCGAUCCCACCCAAGGAACAGCCAACUACAACAUCGAGGACUUUGCCGACCUCGGCAUGUUCCCUCCCUUCUCCGAGUGACCCCUCCACCUCACCCCCCGCUCAGCCUGCGCUCUCUCUCUUCCAUUAUUCUGGAUGAACUGGACUGAUGCUCGCACCGUUCAUUCUGUCUCAUCGUCUCCGGCUCAGCAGUACGGGCGCUCGGCCCGGCGCUGCUGAGCAGGGUGCAUCUGUACCUCAUCUCUGUGGACUCUGGAAGCUGCCCUGGUCAGCACGUGUCACUGUCGCGCUCUUCAGCAUCCUGAUGAAGCCGGCGGCGCAGAAGUUGUGCAGCUCCGAGGGCAGGAGGUUGGUCAUUUCUUACAUUGCCGGACGGGAGCGGAUCAGAGGCUGGUACCGUGGAAUAGCAGAUCAUACGACUGGAGGAUUUAAAUCUAUGAAAAGUUGAGCUUCGUGUUUAUUGUUUGCAGGACUGUUUGUAUUAAGAGGUACAAUAUUAUCUCUGCUGCGUGGCACUGGGCAGGAGCUAGUGCAGGUACUUUGUUAGCUAACAGAGUAGCAGCGCACUACAAAGUCAGGGCCAAAUCAGAAUGGUUAAAAGUACGUAAUUUCCCGACUAUAACAUGCUACUUGUUUCUCACAGUCUGAACUCUGUGGCUUAUACAGCGGCGCGGCUGAUAUAUGGAUUUUCCCAGGCUAAAGAGCCUCAUGCUGCCAAAAUAUUGAGCCUCCUCACAUCAAACCCAUGACAUCACAGGCGUUUUAUUGACCUUAAAGAGCUGAAAAUGCACUGUUUUCACCCGCGUGUCCGCAGCUCCGCCCACAGAGCCGAUCUCUUGGAGGAGCAGAGACGAGAAGCAGCAGCUGAGACCGGCUGUGGUGUCGGAACUUGGGACACAUUUUGAGCGCUUUAAUGUCAGUAAAAGAUGUGAGUUGAUGAUUCCAGUUCAGAACAUUGGCCAGUUUGUUUCAUGAGUCAGUCUCCAUGCUGGAGCCCAUUUUCCAAACUAGUUUAGAAGUAAUCCUCAUGUAUUUUUAAGCCUUUCUCCGGCGCAGACAGCAUAUGCGGCUUAUGUAGGAUUGUUUUCCUUCUUAAAUUUAGUGGGCGGGGCUAAUAUUCUGGUGCGCUCUAUAGUCUGGAAAUUACGGUAAAUGGAUGCAGUACACGUGACUGUGAAGGACUAAGCAACUGGUUCAGACUGCACAGACAGAUUUGGAUGUUUCCCUCCAACAUCAGUCUGAAGGAGAGCUUGAGAUGGCGUUGUCUCUUCAGCGUGAUGGAGUGCAGUUCACCGAGUGAACCAGGCGACGCACCUAGCAUCCAGCGUCCAGCAGCGUGCGAUGGCUGACUUCAUAUUUGCGUGAAACUUGUUAGCGCGAGGGUUCUCGAGUGCUCCAGGGACAGAAACCGAAGAGUGAGUGGCGCGUCCCAUCGGUCUUCCAAUUCAGCGUCCCUGGUGUCAGCGUCGGCGGAGGGUCAUUACUGACGGCGCCGAAUGGGAAAUGACCAAUCUCCUGCGGUUAAUGGUGGCAGCACCUGCAGAGAGCAGCCGCUCCAGCUCGACGUAAAUGACAAGACGUUAACACGAAGACCUCCAGUUUCUGUUGCCUCACGCCGCCUGUUGCACACAGUCUCAUCCAGCCGCCGCAUCAAGUGUAAACUUCAGCUCUGUGUGUGUGUGUGUGGACGUCGGUCACACUCGAGAAAAUCGAGUCCAAACAGAAGACCCUCAUCUCCGGCAGUUGCUAAGCUAACAGCUUCAAGUGCACUUCAUAACUGCUACUCUCACCAGCCUGCUUGACAAGGGAGAAACCGCCAUAACCGUUGAGCAACGCAGUAUUUAAUACUAGUCCUUUUGGUGUUCUUCAGCUAUUGCUACUUGACUUUAUUACUUUAUAAUCUUUUCAACUAUGAAUAACCUUCUUUCUUAGUGGGAGGCUUUUACAUGACAGAUUGUACCAGGUUGGACGGGAGAAGACUUUUGCUAAAGAUCUCCGGCGUUUUUUUGUAAAUAAAGUGAUUUUCUUGUUGUGUUUCUUUCACAUGGUACCUGUUUUUUGUGUAGCUCUUAAUACUAUUGUGUGCAAUGUGAGUACAUAUUUAACAAUGGAUAUUUAGUUCGUCUGGUCCUUGUACAUUCAGUUCUAGACUUGUACAAACUGUGUAAAUGUGACUCAUUAUUUUUGUGUAACAAACUGUGCUCGUGACAAUAAAUGCUUAUUGGGUAACCAGGCCUGACCUCACUUCUGCUGUGGAGUCCUCACUCUGCUCCGCCAUGGGCUUCAAAGUGAAGAAGAGAGGCGACUGUCAGGGGCGACCUGUGACAGAGGAGUGGCAGCUCUGCAGGACAGCAGUGAGAGCUGCCAUGACGGAAGCCUCAGAAUGGAGAAGCCCAGGUUUUCUAUGGGAGGAACUCGGAAGCACAGGAGUAGAAAUGAGCAUAUCGGAGGGACAGUUGAUGUGGAAGAAGAAGCCUGGAGACAAAGUCACAGGGGUCAGAUGUGGAGUCACUGGGAACAUGUUGGAGGAGGAAUGGAAAGGGAGGAAGACAACCAUUGAGGUUAAAGGACGAUGUGAGGAGGAGGAGAGGUCUGCAAGUCCAG
Molecule: messenger RNA, 5126 nt
Organism: Synchiropus splendidus (mandarinfish)
Lineage: Eukaryota; Metazoa; Chordata; Actinopteri; Syngnathiformes; Callionymidae
Gene: arnt2
Product: aryl-hydrocarbon receptor nuclear translocator 2
Exons: 20
Coding region: 405-2603 (732 amino acids)
Biological process (GO): regulation of transcription by RNA polymerase II
Cellular component (GO): cytoplasm; aryl hydrocarbon receptor complex; nucleus
Molecular function (GO): DNA-binding transcription factor activity, RNA polymerase II-specific; protein dimerization activity; RNA polymerase II cis-regulatory region sequence-specific DNA binding
Source: RefSeq, a predicted model, not a curated record